AUGGAUUUUGCUGCGCUCACUCGCAGGCGCCAUCGAACUUCGCAGCUACUCCAGCCAAUUUUACGAGCUUAUGCCCUGGGAUAUUUGUCUUCGACAACACCAAAGGUUAUAUCUUGCCUACGUCGACUCUGGGGUGACAAUGGCUUGAGCCACCAGCAAAAACUAGCGGAAUUACUCCGGACGUUAACUUGUACAUUUCGGCCGGAAAGCUUUCCGACCUUUUGUGCCGCACUUGUUGGGGGCUCGACUUUACUUCCACUACUGGUUUUGAGAGCCCUACAGGUUGCAUGCCGUAGACUUGGCUCGGAUUCCAAAAGUCUAAGUUCUCGGGGUGUCUCUCGGUUAAUCCAAUUGGCCGCGUCAUUCAUAUCUGCAUGGUUCAGUUUCCAGCUUCUGAAUCGUAAGCCGGUCAGUUUGCAAAAGGUGUACAGAGAGGCCCAGGAUGAGAGGGUCCACGAAACAAUUGUUAACCAGCCGAGACCUCAAUUCGCUGGAAGAACCAUGGACCUCACACUUUUUACUCUUGUACGGGCCCUUGAUUCGUUAACUUGCAUUUCUUGGGGCUGGGGCCAACGGAAGUGGAAAGGCAGCCCUCGUUGGAAUUUGGCGCGUUCAAUCAUUCCUGGGCUUGCAGACUCCGCCAUCUUUGCUGUUAGUGCGGCAGUUGUGAUGUGGGCUUGGUUUUAUUCUCCAGAAAGGCUGCCAAGGUCAUAUGAGAAGUGGAUUGGAGAAGUGGCCAAGGUGGAUGAACGCCUAAUUGAGGCCCUCCGCCGUGCAAGGAGAAAUAUCUUUGUUUACGGUAAAGAUACUGGACAGGCGCCUUUACUGGAAUCUAUGUGCAAAGACUUUGACUGGCCUAUUGAAUGGGGUGACCCCUCGAAGACCGUCCCAAUCCCCUGUGAAAUGGUACAUAUGGGAUGUGGUCCUAAUUGUGAAAAGCAUGCCGUCUCUCGGUUCAUGAGAACGUUCAAGUUCGCGUGCGCUACCUAUAUUCCCCUGCAAGUUGCUUUUCGGUUUCGGUCAAUGAAGUCUAUGGCGUUGGGGCCUAGGCUAUUUGAUGGGAAAACGGUAACACCGCAGAUGUGGGAUUCUGGACUCUGUGUCGGUGCUGGAUGUGCGAUGUGUGGGUGGAGUAUACUCGUCGAACACGCAAAGAAGCGGCAGGAGAUUGCAUUGUUUGUGGCACCCAGGGCCACCGCCACUGUGCUCCCCAGGUUUUAUGAACAGAAGUAUCAAUACCGGGAGCGUGCCACGUUUGCUAUAAGUGCGGCUAUCCUUUUCACUUGUUUCAGAGAAUGUCCCGACACGGUCCGAGGGGUUUUUGGCAGGGUUGGAAGAAGUAUUCUGAAUUGA
Aspergillus versicolor CBS 583.65 is the source of this 1353-nucleotide messenger RNA. RefSeq lists its product as uncharacterized. The record is from RefSeq and is a predicted model, not a curated record. The transcript has 5 exons. Lineage: Eukaryota; Fungi; Ascomycota; Eurotiomycetes; Eurotiales; Aspergillaceae. The coding region runs from base 1 to 1353 and encodes 450 amino acids.